Danio aesculapii is the source of this 7775-nucleotide messenger RNA. It is a transcript of the gene plcg2, whose product is annotated as phospholipase C, gamma 2. Gene Ontology annotation, biological process: positive regulation of epithelial cell migration; phosphatidylinositol-mediated signaling; phospholipid catabolic process. The coding region runs from base 370 to 4092 and encodes 1240 amino acids. The record is from RefSeq and is a predicted model, not a curated record. Gene Ontology annotation, molecular function: phosphatidylinositol-4,5-bisphosphate phospholipase C activity; protein binding. Lineage: Eukaryota; Metazoa; Chordata; Actinopteri; Cypriniformes; Danionidae. The transcript is spliced from 33 exons.
GAACACCCAUCGUUUGUAAUCGCUUCGCCUGCAUCCAUAAGUAGCUUUUUUGGGAUAUUUCUUCUCUGACACGAGGGCACAAAAGUUAAGCAGGACUUUGCACACAUCGCCCUCUUCUCCCAGGGGAUUUUGCAUAGAUAAAUUUGCUUCCGGAUUUUUUAAUUCUCAUAAUGUUCUCUUCACUUCCUUGUGCUUAGCGAAUAGAGGAACUGACCACAUUGAAACUAGACUGAUCAUAGAGGGAUUUUUUCCUCAAUACUGUAUUAUUUAUUUAUUUCUAUCAUGAGAAUUCGUUUGAUUGCAGCAGGAGGUUUUCAAAGCGGUCAUUGAAAUUAAUUCUCCAAACUUGGUGUGUGGCCGGACGCAGAGAUGGCGGGUCGCGCUCAACUGGGAGACCUGACCGAGUACAAGAAGAGCCUCAUCAAGCGGGACUUGGAGAUGGGGAUAGUGAUGACGGUGUACAGGCAGAGGAUAGAGAGACUCACGGUGCAGGUCAUUAUGGAGACGCGACAGGUGGCCUGGUCACGCACCGCCAACAAGACUGAGGGAGUGUUGGACAUUUUUGAAAUCCGGGAAGUACGACCAGGAAAAAACUCCAAAGAAUUUGAUCGAUUCAAGGACCACAAAGAUAGAAAUACAGACCCGAACACAUGCUUUACCAUAUUCUACGGCUCUCAGUUUGUUCUCAACACUCUCAGUCUGGGGGCUGAUUCGGUGGAAGACGCAGAAAAAUGGCUGACAGGACUAGAGUUACUCAGAGAUGAGACACUGGCAGCGCACACACCAGAGAUUAUAGAGAGUUGGCUGAGGAAACAGAUGUAUUCGGUUGAUCAGACAAAGAAAAACAGCAUCACCAUUAAAGAGCUCAAGUGCCUUUUGCCACAGAUGAACUUUAAAGUACCUUGUGGACGCUUUUUGAAGGACAAAAUUGCGGCAUUGGGAGCAAAGAAGGAAGUCCUGGAUUUUGAGCAAUUUCACAAAUUUUACAAUUCUUUGAUAUUUGACAACCAAAAGUCGAUUCUAGAUGAGUUUAAAAAGGAAACAUGUGCUUUCAUCCUGGGUAAUGGUGAUCAGCCUAUUCAACUCAGCGAUUUCCAAAGAUUUCUUUUAUAUCAGCAAAGAGAGACUUGGGCUAACAAUCUGAAUCAAGUCCGAGAGUUAAUGACCAUCUUCAUCGACGACACCAUGAGGAAAACCAAUGAUCCUGCAUUUAUCCUUGAAGAGUUCCUCAGUUUUCUCUUCUCCAAAGAAAACCAAAUUUGGGAUGACAAGUUUUCCGAGAUUUGCCCACUGGACAUGAACAAUCCUCUGUCUCACUACUGGAUCAACUCUUCUCACAACACAUAUUUGACUGGAGAUCAGCUGCGUAGUGAGUCUUCAACAGAAGCGUAUGUGCGCUGUCUGAGACUGGGCUGUCGCUGUGUUGAGUUGGACUGCUGGAAUGGUCCAGAGGAACCUAUUAUAUAUCACGGCUGGACCAGAACGUCCAAGAUCAAAUUUAAGGAUGUGGUGAAGGCCAUCAAUGAUCAUGCUUUCGCAACAUCUGAGUAUCCUGUGGUGCUGUCCAUAGAAGAACACUGUGACGUCAAGCAACAGAAAAUGAUGGCUCAGGUGUUCAAAGAUGUUUUCCAGGACAAAAUCCUGAUGGAACCUCUGGAACCAGAAGCAGAACAGCUGCCAUCACCAACCCAGCUCAAGGGCAAGAUCAUUAUUAAGCACAAGAAACUGAACAUCGAUGAGACCUUUGGCAAAAAGGACCUUCGGAAAGGAGAUAAGCAAGGAGAGCUCUUCAUCUGGGAUCCAAUAGAUGAGAGGUGGUACAGGCACUACUGUGUGAUUGAGAAUAAAACGCUGUAUUAUGCGGAGGAGAAUGAUGAAGAAGAAGAAAAGUCGGUCUUGUCUUGCACGGAGCUUCAUCAGUCUGAGCCAUGGUUUCAUGGCCGGAUGUCCGAGGGCCGAAUGACUGCAGAGCGACUGCUGCAGGAAUACUGUGCUGAUUCGGGUGGAGUUGAUGGAACAUUUCUGGUUCGGGAGAGUGACACCUUCGUAAAUGAUUGCACACUUUCAUUCUGGCGCAGCGGACGAGUUCAGCAUUGUCGAAUCCGUUCCUGCUUGGAAGGAGGACACACAGUUUAUUUCCUGACAGAAAACCUGCACUUCGCCAGCGUGUAUGCGCUCAUCCAUUAUUACAGAGACAACCUGCUCCGCUGUCAGGAUUUCAACCUGCGCCUCACCGAAUAUGUGCCCAAACCAGACACGCACCAGUCGGAAGGGUGGUUUUACAGUAACUUGAGUCGGGGUGAGGCGGAGGACUAUCUAAUGCGGAUCCCUCGAGAUGGCGCCUUCCUCAUCAGACAGAGAGAGGAUUCAGACUCGUACGCCAUUACCUUCAGAGGCGAAGGCUUGGUGAAGCACUGCCGGAUACACAAAGACGGGUCUAUGUACAUUCUAGGCACUUCUAGUGAGUUUGACAGCCUGGUGGAACUAGUGGACUAUUUCCGAAAGAAACCGCUGUAUCGAAAAACCAAACUGCGCUAUCCUGUCACACCAGAACUAGUGGAUCGCUUCAGUUCGAUACACAAAACGGGUUCGCUGUAUGACUCUAAGCAGUAUGUGGAGGCUAACGAGAUCGAGCCGUCUCUGCCCCAGAACACAGUGAAGGCUCUUUAUGACUACAGGGCAAUGCGUCCAGAUGAGCUCACCUUUCCAAAAGGUGUUUUGAUCCAUAAUGUGACCAAGGACACAAAUGGAUGGUGGAAAGGAGACUAUGGUGGAAAACUUCAGCACUAUUUCCCUUCUAAUUACGUAGAAGAAGUCCAAUCUGAUGCCAAUUAUCAGCCCGAAGAGGAAAAUCCAUUAGGUGAAUUAUGUAAAGGGACAGUGGACAUCUCAAAGUGCACUGUUGUUCGCUCUGCCAAAUAUGGCAAGCAAGUGGUGGUAACUCUGCAGUAUAAGGAGGAUAAAGAGAACAUGAUGCCAUUUGAUUUGGCCACCGAGACCACUGAGGAGCUGUAUGAGUGGUAUCAGGUGGCCUGGGACAUCACACAAAGAGAGGAAAACCUAGUGUUUGAGAAAGAAAAACAGAAGGAAGUGGAGACCAGAGAUGAGGUGGCCAGUGAGAUGUCAGAACUGGUUGUUUACUGCCAGCCUCGCAGCAAAGAAAAGGACGGCUUUGAUAAUUAUACCUACAAAGAAGUCCGCUCCUUCGUAGAGAAUAAGACGCCCUCCAGAAACAAGCUGACUCAGUUCAUGUUGUAUAACCGCAAGGCUUUGAGCCGCAUCUAUCCUAAAGGCCAGCGGGUGGAUUCCUCCAACUAUGACCCGUAUCCACUGUGGAUGUGUGGCUGUCACAUGGUGGCGCUCAACUUCCAGACUGCUGACAAGUACACUCAGCUGAACAGCGCCCUCUUCAGUCUAAAUGGAAGCACAGGAUAUGUACUGCAACCUGAGCUGAUGCGCAGAGAUUCAUAUGACCCUCAACAGGAGAGGAAGAACAUCAAAUAUACAAUCGGCAUCAGAGUGAUUGGAGCACGGCAUCUUCCCAAACCAGGACGAAGUAUUGCCAGCCCCUUUGUGGAGAUUGAGCUGUGUGGCCAAACAGAUGAGAGCAAAUUCAAGACUACCGUUUGCCAUGACAAUGGGCUGAACCCUAUAUGGCAGCCUUCAGAGAUGUUUGUUUUCAGCGUGUAUGAGCCGGACCUCACCUUUCUACGCUUCGUGGUCUUUGAGGAGGACAUGUUCUCUGACCCAAAUUUCCUUGCCCAGGCUACGUUCCCAGUGAAAGGUGUUCGUUCAGGCUACAGAUCAGUCCCUUUGAAGAACGGUUUUAGUGAAAAUCUGGAGCUGGCAUCUCUACUGGUCUGUGUCGAUGUACAGCAAGUGGAGAAAGCGCAGGAGGAACUUUACUCCUCCUCGAAACAGUUGCAAAAGAAGCAGGCGGAGAUGAGCAGCGAGUUCUGCCUUUACGACACUCACUCCAACCUGCGCUCCAGUGGCCCUCAACGCCGCGAAGACCUCUCGCAGUUCACUUACUCUGAAAAAAAGAUAAAUAAACCACAGCAAAAGAUAAACAACAGCAAGUUCUACUCGUGAGGGAAACGGGUGUCUCUAAGUCUAGUUCCCUUUCAAACUGCAUUGAACUUUUUUAAGGGUCUCUUCCUCUUGAUUCUGCUGCUCUAGUACUACUGGUUCCCCAACAGGCCACAAAGACAGGAAGUUGCAGUCUUUUCACUUCUGUGGUCACAAAGGACCAAAUUGGAGAAAGCGUUCGAGAAAUGCUCAUCAGAAAAAACAAUCUCUGUAGUAAGUGUAAUCCGUCAGCUAGAUGUUCGACCCAGACCACAGAAGAUGAAAAUAAUUUAAAUUAAAAAGUACAUGAAGGUUUUUGUGUGUGUGUGUGUGUGUGUGUUAACUGUGAUGCUGUUAGUAUGCUAUGCUUUUUUAUUCUUAUUUUUUUACACGACACCGUUUCUGACUAAAAUUGAGAUUUGUAUAUGUGACUCUGGACCACAAAACCAGUCUCAUAUUUACAGUGCAUCUGGAAAGAAUUCAUAGCGCUUCCCUUUUUCCACAUUUUUUCUGUUACAGCCCUAUUCCAAAAUGGAAUUCAUUGAUUUCCUCAAAAUUCUACACACAAUACCUCAUAAUGACAAUGUGAAAAAAGAUUUUUUGAAAUUGUUGCAAAUUUAGUAAAUAUAAAAAACCAGAAAAAUCAAAUGUACAUAACUAUUCACAGCCUUUGCCAUGAAGCUCUAAAUUGAGCUCAGGUACAUUCUGUUUCCACGGAUCAAUCUUAAGAUGUUUCAGCAGCUUUUUUGGAGUUCACCUGUGGUAAAUUCAGUUGAUUGGACAUGAUUUGCAAAGGCAUACACCUGUCUAUAUAAGGUCCCAGGGUUUACACUGCAUGUCAAAGCACAAACCAAGCAUGAAGACAAAGAAACUGUCUGUAGACCUCAGAUACAGGAUUGUCUUGAGGCACAAGGCUGGAGAAGGUUACAGAAAAAUUUCUGCUGCUCUGAAAGUUCCAAUGAGCACAGUGGCCUCCAUCGUCUGUAAGUGGAAGAUGUUUGGAACCACCAGGACUCUUCCUAGAGCUGGCCUGCCAUCUAAGCUGAGUGAUCGGGGGAGAAGGGUCUUAGUCAGGGAGGUGAUUAAUAACCUGAUGGUCACUCUGUCUGAGCUCCAGCAUUCUUCUGUGGAGAGAGGAAAACCUUACAGAAGGACAACCAUCUGUGCAAAAAUCCACCAAUCAGGCCUGUAUGGUAGAGUGGCCAGACGGAAGCCUGAAGGACUCUCAGACCAUAGGAAACUAAAUUCUCUGGUCUGAUGAGACUAAAAUUGAACUCUUUGGAGUGAAUGCCAGGCGUUACAUUUGGAGAAAACCAGGCACCACUCAUCACCAGGCUAAUACCAUUCCUACAGUGAAGCAUGGUGGUGGCAGCAUCAUGCUAUGGGGAUGUUUUUCAGCAGCAGAAACUGGAAGACUAGUCAGGAUGGAGGGAAAGAUGAAUGCAGCAACGUACAGAGACAUCCUGAAUGAAAACCUGCUUCAGAGUGCUCUUGACCUCAGACUGGGGCAACGGUUUAUCUUCCAGCAGGACAAUGACCCAAAGCACACCGCAAAUAUAUUAAUGGAGUGGCUUCACAACAACUCGGUGAAUGUCUUUGAGUGCCCCAGCCAGACCCCAGAUCUAAAUCCUAUUAAACAUUUCUGGAGAGAUCUGACCGUCGCUUCCCAUCCAACCUGAUAAAGCUUUAGAGCAAAGAGCAAAGGGGAAUGGGCAAACAUUUCCAAAGACAGGUGUGCCAAGCUUGUGGCAUUAAAAAGACUUGAAGCUGUAAUUGCUGCCAAAGGUGCAUCAACAAAGUAUUGAGCAAAUGCUGUGAAUACUUAUUGUAUGUACAUGUGAUUUUUCAGGUUUUUUAUUUUUAAUAAAUUUGCAACAAUUUCAAAAAAUCUUUUUUCACAUUGUCAUUAUGGGGUAUUGUGUGGAGAAUUUUGAGGAAAUAAAUGAAUUUAAUCCAUUUUGGAAUAAGACUGUAACAUAAAAAAUGUGCAAAAAGUGAAGCGCUAUGAAUACUUUCUGGAUGCACUGUAUAAAAAGUCAAUAAUUACAUUGGCUGAGAGAGCUUAAUGUGCUGCAUGCACAUAAAAAAUGCAGUUUCUCACAACGCAAACAAAUUAAUAAAAUGCGCUGCAAUUUCCCACAACACAAAAAGAAUGGAACACAACAGAAAUGUUUCGAAAGGACCCAAAAAACAUGACCUACACCGUUUUGCCAUGACUAUUGCUCAGUUUAGUUGUGGGUGAUCUUUGAAAGGUGAGUUUUUUGUUUGUUUAUUUUAACACCCUUUUCUCCUUGUCUUUUGUUGUUUAUUAGCCUAAAUAUCCAUAACAUAAAUAGCAGGGCCUGUCACGCUUUAGGGUCUACUUAAAACAUUUCUGUUGCGUUGUGAGAAAAUGCAGCACUUUUUCAUAAAUUGUUUGUGUUGUGAAAUAAUGCUGCACGAUUUAAUGUUCACAUUGUGUGAAAAUGCAGUGCGUUUUUUUUUUAAAUGUGUUUGCGUUGUGAGAAUUUGCAGCACGUGUGCUGUCAAACAGAUGAAGAUCUUUUUUCAAUUGGCUGUUUUUUUGUAAUUACACAUGUUUUCUUCAAUUGCAGCAUGUUAAGCUUCCUCGGCCACCAUAAAUAAUCAAUGAAUGGGUCACAAAUGAUAGAUUUUUCUUUUAUUUAAAAAAUCAUUUGUGCUUUAAGUAAACAUAAUUUUUCACAGGUUGUACUACUAAAUGUUAUUUAAUCCAUUUACUAGCAUGAACAAUGAACAAUACAUUUAUUGCAGUAUUUGUUCAUAUUUGUUAACAUUAGUUAAUGAAAAUUGAUUUUUUUUUUGUCAAAAAUCAUUUGAAUAUUAAGUAUAGAUCAAUUUCCAUGAUUUUUUUGUACAUUUCCUACUGUAAAUAUAUCAAAACUUAAUUUUUGAUUAGUAAUUAAUUAAUUACUAUAUUAAUUUGUACAACUUUAAAAAUCAUUUUCUCAAUAUUUAGAUUUUUUUUAACCCUCAGAUUCCAAAUUUUCUAAUAGUCCAAAUUUCUAAUGUCCUAUUCUGAUAAAGCAUCAGGUGAUGUAUAAAUGUCCAUUUUAAAACACUGAUACUAACUUAUGGCAGGUUUUGUGGUCCAGUGUCACAUACUAUAAGUUUUGCCCAUUUGUUUCCUCAACAGAGUGAAAGUGUACAUUUUUGAAAAAGCUACUGCUAUUGUAUCUGUGAUGUUAUGCAUAUGCAACAUCUUCAGUUUAUAUGUGUGACGAUUUGACAACCUAAACAACAAUGGUGGACUACAGGACUGUAUGUGCUCAGGUGCGUAGUGUUUCUUCAGGAAGUGACAUCACCAACUAUUGGACCAGCAUGUUUUUAGUCAAUCUCAUAGAUGUAUGUGAUAGGGGAUCAUAAAUGAAUGUCACCUAAACUGAAAUCUUCCCUUUCUGGUACGUCAAUGUUGUGUAAAAGUGCUCUUAUCUAGAUUUUUUUUUUCAUUUGCUGCUGUGCUAAACUCGUUUUUUCCAUCUCAAACUUUAAAAUAACAAGACAUGUUAUUUAUUUUGUUUCUUUCUAGUUUUAAUAUGCAUAUGGAUAAGGAAGUUUUAUCAUGUUUGGUUGGAUAAUAUACAGCCAGUGGAUUGUCAGAAAAUAAUUAUAAUGACCAUUUAACUGUGCAUUAUCUUGAUUAUGUCAUGGCUACUUACCAAAUAAAUAAAUAUGGGCAUCAAAUAUUA